Messenger RNA from Pedinophyceae sp. YPF-701, 1710 nucleotides. The record is from the annotation of a GenBank genome assembly. NCBI's taxonomy places the organism in Eukaryota, Viridiplantae, Chlorophyta, Pedinophyceae.
AUGCGGACUUGUUUGGCGUCCCCCACGGCCGCCCGCGCGGCCCCCCGUGGCGCCGUUCACGCCUCCGCGCUGCCCCGCGUCUCCCGCUGGACCCACAGCGCGAGCCUGUCGGGCGACAGCCGCAAGGGCCUCCACCCGGCGCGCUACAGGCCGCGCGGCGCGUCCGAGGGCAAGGGCGCGGAUACGGCGACCGGAGUGAGCCAGCCUGAGGCGAAGAGGGCCGCGGAGAACGAUCGUUUCCGCUGUUGCGCGAGUUUAGGACACAGUCAUUUUUGUACGGCGCCUCGAACGACCGGAAGACGCGCCGUUAGGACGGAGGCAUGGAAAAAGCUGGCCAAUAAGUUGCUGGGCGGCUCGAGUCCUCCAAGUAGCGAUCAAAGCGUCGAGGCCCCACCAAAACCGAAGGAGAAGGUCGUCGAGGAGAAGAGCGACGGCGGCUUCGCGCCUGUCCCCGAGGUCGACAACCUCGACGUCGUUUUGUUCCAGACGUUCGGUUGGGAGUCGUCCAACGCCAACGGGUCGUGGUGGGACACGAUCGCGUCCCGCGCCGAGGACAUCGCGGCGAGCGGCGCGACCCACGCGUGGCUCCCGCCGCCCUCGCAGUCCGUCGACCGCGCGGGGUACCUCCCCGGCCAGCUGUACAACCUCCAGAGCAACUACGGCGGGCCUGAGGCCAUGGCCAACGCCGUCAAGGCCCUGCGAUCCGCGAAGCUCUCGCCGAUCAUCGACAUCGUGAUCAACCACCGCUGCGCGGACAAGCAGAACGACGACGGCUCCUGGACCGUGUUCUCCGACAUUGACCCGCGGACGGGCCAGGAGGUGAACUGGGGCAAGUGGGCCAUCACCGGCGACGACCCCGACUUUGGCGGACAGGGCAACCCUGACACAGGCGAGGACUACGGCCCGGCCCCGGACCUCGACCACCUGAACGAGGACCUGCAGAACGCCAUCAUCCGGUGGCUGACGUGGCUGCGCGACGACUUUGGCGCCGUGGGAUGGCGCUUCGACUUCGCGCGCGGGUACGGCGCGGAGUUCAUCAAGAAGUACAUCGCGGAGACCGUGACGUCCAAGGCGUUCAACGUCGGCGAGUUCUGGACCGACCUCCAGUGGGAGGGCUCGACGCUCGGCGCGAACCAGAAUGCGGCCCGGCAGGCGCUGUGCGACUGGCUCGACGCCGGCCAGGCCCACUCGCACGCAUUCGACUUCCCCACCAAGGGCAUCGUGCAGGAGGCGGCCAAGAACUGCGAGUACUGGCGCCUGCGCGACGGCGAGGGCAAGCCGUCGGGGCUGAUGGGGUGGUGGCCGGCGAUGGCGGUGACGUUCAUCGACAACCACGACACGGGGUCGUCGCAGCAGCACUGGCCGUGGCCCGGCGACCUCGUAGGGGCGGGCUACGCCUACAUCCUGACGCACCCGGGGGUCCCGACGGUGUUCUGGGAGCACUACUUCGACUGGGGCGAGGAGCUGCAGAAGACGAUCAAGGACCUCGUCGCCGCGCGCAAGCGGAACGGCGUGCGCGCGGACAGCGCGGUGCGCAUCGACUGCGCGGACCCGGACAUGUACGUCGCGCACACCACGGGCGAGAAGGGGGAGCUCGUUUGCAAGAUGGGUCCGCGCCCCGACAUGGGCGACCUCGUGCCGCCCGCGGACCAGGGCUGGACGAUGGUCGCCAGCGGAAAGGACUUCGCCGUCUGGGAGAAGCCGAACUAG